GCGACAACCUGCUGCGCCAAGGGCCACGCCGGCGCGCCCCGGCCGCAGCGCCAGUCGCUGCAGCACCAACACCAGCACCACCUCCCGCACAGGACGUCCCAGACCGAGCAGCCCACCAGCGCAGACUUCGCCAGGGAGCAGGAGAUCCUGAUGCUGCAGCAGUGGCGCCGCGACUGGCGGACGAUCGCACUGGCAGCGGCGGUCGGCGUCGUGGUGCUGGUCAUCAUCGUCGUCACAUCGUCUCUGCUCAGCGGCGCACUCGGCGUUCGCGUCAGGGAGGAGGUCGCCACCAUGAAGAACAUCUUGUCCGGCUACUACAAAGCAAGGAAAUUCAAUGGAUCCUGGAUUUCAGAUGACAAAUUCUUCUAUCGUGACAAGAGGAACAAUGCUGUACUGUUUGAUUUGCUCAGUAGAAGACAUCAAAUAAUGACAGCAAACAGAUCCUUGAUUUCAACACUGACAGACCCUGAGUACAGACUUUCACCUGAUCUGAAAUACAUUCUCAUAAUGUACAAUGUGUCACGUCUUCCAAGGUCAUAUGUGGGACAAUAUGAAAUUUUUGACAUAGAUCGCCAGGAAAGCUAUCCACUACUGAGUAUGGAGAAGAAUGAAGAUAGGCAUUUGCUAAAUCUAGUUGUUUGGGCACCAGUAGGAAAUGGGCUUGCAUAUGUUUAUCAUAAUAAUAUAUAUUACAGACAAACUGUGGAUUCACAAGAUUACAAGCUUACUCAAACUGGUAUUCCACAUGUUGUGUACAAUGGUGUACCAGAUUCAAAUUACUUGGCAAUUUGGUACCCUAAGGAUGAAGCUAUGUGGUUCUCACCAAAUGGAAAAACCCUGGCAUAUGCAAGUUUCAAUGAUACAUUAGUUCAUACCAUGCCAGUAAUCCAGUAUGGAAGCUUAUACCCUGAAGUGAUUAACAUUCAUUAUCCAAAGCCUGGAACACCAAUACCUGAAGUUUCUGUACAACUGAUUGAUCUGGAUUUGGCAAUGAAAGAUGUUUUGGACAACUCAAAACUUAUUUUACCCCCACAGGAUUUCGAAAACAGAGACCCAAUAUUAUGUGGUGUUACAUGGCCAUCUGAGAAUGAAGUUGUAGUUCUGUGGAAAAAUAGAGUACAGACAGUUGCAAAAAUAAUGGUCUGCAUGAUUGACGAUGGGGACUGCCAUGAGGUUUACACAACAGACAACAGAAAUGCUUGGGUGGAUUUUUAUCAGUUGCCAAUUUUUUCUCCAGAUGGUAAAAUGAUGGUACUGGUUGAUGCCCAUGAACAAGACAACAAUGCUGGACAUUUCAGGCAUGUCACUCUGGUGCAGAUGAAACAGACCCUUCCCAUUGCUAAGCCACUGACAGAAGGAACCUACUCAGUUGUUGAAAUUGUUGACUGGGACCCAUAUUUUCACAAAAUAUAUUUCUUGGCAACUUUACCUGGAAAUUCAGCAGUACUUCACUUGCACAGUGUAUCAGACAAGCCAAAUUUCCCUUACUAUUCUGUGCAGUGUCUCACAUGUAAUCUCAGUUCUCGAUAUCAUAACGCAAUAUUCAGUAAAAAUCAUUCAUACUACAUUCUUCAAACUCUAGGGCCUGAGGUUCCAGAAACUUACAUAUACAAUAAGGAGCAGAAGAGAUUAAUGGUGUGGGAAGAAAAUAAAGAGCUGAAAGAACGUUUAAGUCUUACUCUUCUCCCAGCAACUAUGAAUCUGCAAGUUGAUGUCCCAGAGGAUUACAAAGCACAGGUCAGGUUGUGGUUACCUCCAACCUGGGAUAUAAGCAAAAUGAAGUAUCCUUUGGUUGUAGAUGUGUUCAGUGCGCCAUCUUCCUGUGACAUAACAGAUAAAUAUGAGGUGGACUGGCGAACAUAUUUAACAGUAAACAGGAGUGUUGUAUAUGCUGUCAUUGAAGGAAGGGGAUCAGGCUGCAAAGGUGACAGGAUAAUGCAUGAAGUUUAUAGAAAUCUUGGUCAGUUUGAAGUUGAAGAUCAAAUACAUGUUACAAGGAGACUUUUGGAUAUAUUGAACUUCAUUGAGAGUUCUAAAAUUGCUGUAUGGGGCUGGAAUUAUGGUGGUUAUGUGACAUCACAAAUCAUGGCAAAAGAUAAAGGAAACAUAUUCAAGUGUGGCAUCGCUGUUUCACCCAUAACUAGUUGGCUGCACUACCAUGCCAUGUACACAGAGCGGUACAUGGGCCUCCCUACAGUGGAAGAUAAUCUUGAGAACUAUGUUACAUCAGAUGUUCUCAAUGAUACUGAGAACAUAAGGAACAAAAAAUUCUUUUUAAUUCAUGGAACAAUGGAUGACAAUGUUAACUAUCAACAUUCUAUGCUACUUGCUAAAAACUUACAGAGUAAAAAUAUUCUUUUCAGGCAAAUGAGCUAUGCAGAUGAAAGGAAUGACCUCUUCCAAGCCCGUACACAUCUUUAUAAGACAAUGGAAAAGUAUUUGGAAGAAUGUUCAGUUUUAGAGUGGUAAAGAUACAGUGUACUGAUGAUCAUCAUAUUUCAAGAACUGUCAUGAUUGUUCAUUGAACAAAAUACAAUCAAAACAUAUUUUUUUCUGUCACUCUCAAGAAUCCAAAAGUAGUAAAUGUCUUAGUGACCCUCGCUGCUAAAGCAUGGAACUACACUUUAUGGGUUCUAUACUUUAACAUUGUCAAAAUAUUGUAAAACAUUUUGUAAUGGGAAUAUACUCAUAGACAAACUGUAAAUAUAUUUGUAUAAAAGCUAUUGAAAAACCAGCCAAAAGAAAGAGGACUAAAACAUAAGUUUCUUCUUUUGUAUUCUGUAUAUUACUCUUCUGGCAUCUUCUGAUUGCCAAAAAUGUGAUAACCACUCAUACAACUGCAGAAUAGUUUGUGUGUGGCUUUUCAAAUGCUCUCUGUAUUUUUAACAAGGACCCAGUUACCUCAGAAGCAAAUUUGACUUAUAAAUGUUUGUUCUCACAUCUGUUCUUCAUUUGAAUCUACUUUGUAAAUAGAAUAAUGACCUGUUUUUUCACUAGAUUAUGUAUGUUUAUCUUUGACCUUUCAAAUAUUUGUCAAAUAAGCAUCUUUUAAAUUUAUGUUUUCUGCUCGGCAAGACAGUAAUGUGGAAUGCAUUUGUUUAUAAUGAAUGACAAAAAUUCCAGACUGGUAUCAACAUUGGUGAGUGUCAUCCACAGAAAAAUAUCUGACAUGUUUAUAUGAUUCUCCACAGUGAAUUCUGAAGUACUGUCUGCACUGUGACUAGCACAUCACAAGUGUUGCAAAUUAGUUGCUGUCAAUGUAAUGUUAUUUACGUCUGCUGAUGCAUAUAAGAAAUUGUUGUAACAUUCUGGAAAACAAUGGCUUUUAGAAUAAAUAUCUAGGAUAUAAAAGAAUUGUGCUUGUGAGACAGUUCAUUACUUAACAAUACUCCAUAUUUUCUUAAGAACUAAUGGUAUGCAAAAUCAGAGAAUGAAACACAUAGAAAAGAAACUAGCCAUCAAUCCACAAGUACAUGAAAUGACCUAAUGAUAUUUUACACAAAUCAUAUCAGCCAUAAAAUGAAUCUAUUUGAGGAAAUGAGAUCCUCACUGGUCAUUUUCUGACCUCGUGAACCAUUCUAAAUCUACUGGCUCACUAAUAAACAACAAAACACGUAUUUUGCUCACAUGUGCUCAUCACUGUAAAUGAAAGAACCCUCAUUAAAUAUUUAAUUAUAAAUAAACAUGGCCUGUUUAUAGCUCCUUGAGCUCUUUUCAGUAGUGCUCUUAGAAUUUACUUAGGUUGCACCAUAUUCAAAUGACAUGCUACUUUAUUAAUUACUAAAAUAAAUAAUUACUUUAUUAAUUAUUAAAUACAUCUUAAAUCAGCAUAUAUAACACAUUAGGAGAAUGGGACUGGUUAUGGCCUCAAAACUCUGUAUUCACAUUACAUACAUAUGUUAAGGAUUUAGAGUUCUAGGACAUUUCCAUCAAUCAAACAUAAUUAAAAUGUGUGUUUAUAUUGCUUAUACUUCCAAUUGUGAUACAAGGUGAUCAGUGAUGAUAACUGGCACUUUCAGCUGUCAUUUGAUGUAUUGUUUUUGACUAUGUCUUUAUGCAUGUAUGUGCUGUUAACUUUUGUAUGUUUGUUGUAGAAAUACUGAUUUCUGUAAACUAUUGUAAAUUUCUUAAUUUUUUAGUACAGCUCUUGUUAGUUAGUUGUAAUGAGUUUGUCUCAUUGGUACAAACAUUUUUGUGAAUCUUGAACUUAUAUAGAAUUAGAUGAAGAUGUGAAAAUUGAUUUCUGCAAUAUCAGCAUGGGUUCUUUUCAUAGCUCGACAUGAGGCCUGGCAUUAUAGCUUCAUGUUCUGUCUCAUUGUCAGGCUAGUCACUUAGCUGCUUCACACGGUGCCUGGGAAAUUCUUUUGCCCAGCGCUCCUCUAGUGCCACCUGGGAACACAACUCUACUUCACAAAGUUUGCAAUAGCCUCAGCCCUGUGUUUACAAUUCUCACCCACUGUUGGCCAAGCAGUGAGUGUUGCCUUACAUAUUGUGUACCGAGAAUUGUAAAUGAAAGGACUGAACAAUACAAACACUUCUGAAUAACUGAAGUUGUCUUUGUUAGUGAGUAAUUUAUCUAACAAUGGAAACUCCAGAUAGGAGUAGAUUAUCGAGUAAUUUAUCUGCCAUAUAAAAUACUCACAGUAAGCUGUGUCAUAAAUUUAUCUUUGCACCAAUGAUGUAAUAUACUGAAUUCUGUAAUCUCUU
Messenger RNA from Schistocerca piceifrons (Central American locust), 4707 nucleotides. Its product is annotated as venom dipeptidyl peptidase 4-like. The coding region runs from base 151 to 2469 and encodes 772 amino acids. The record is from RefSeq and is a predicted model, not a curated record. Lineage: Eukaryota; Metazoa; Arthropoda; Insecta; Orthoptera; Acrididae. Gene Ontology annotation, molecular function: serine-type peptidase activity; dipeptidyl-peptidase activity. The transcript is spliced from 16 exons. Gene Ontology annotation, biological process: proteolysis.